This is a messenger RNA of Bolinopsis microptera, 3380 nucleotides long. RefSeq names its product AP-1 complex subunit beta-1-like. Gene Ontology annotation, molecular function: clathrin binding. The coding region runs from base 349 to 3171 and encodes 940 amino acids. The record is from RefSeq and is a predicted model, not a curated record. Gene Ontology annotation, biological process: vesicle-mediated transport; intracellular protein transport. The transcript has 16 exons. NCBI's taxonomy places the organism in Eukaryota, Metazoa, Ctenophora, Tentaculata, Lobata, Bolinopsidae. Gene Ontology annotation, cellular component: clathrin adaptor complex; membrane coat.
GAGUUCAGCAAACCGAGCAGAUUAUGAAAUUCCACCCCACCACAAAACACACGAACAAGUAAUUAGAUACCUGGCAGCUGGACAAAACAAGCUGAUGCGCAAAACUAAAGGCUGAAUUUCUAUGGGAAAUUAGAGAAGGCGUUGUGAGCCCGUGUAUAAAUAUAAUGCUGUAUAUAAUAAAUCUCACUUGCUAUAACACCUCUGUACAUUGCUCAGUGUGCGCUGGAACAGUUGUCUAUUCUCUUUAUUCUAGUUGAUAUAUGCGUAGUGAGCUGCUCUGUCUGUGUUGUUACUCUAGUUCAGCUCUGUGGAGUCUGUGGUAGUAUUUCCACAGAUCUGUGUGUUAGUAUGUACGUGUAUCAUUCCACCAGCAAGAUGUCCGACAGCAAGUAUUUUAACACCCAAAAGAAGGGUGAAAUAUACGAGCUGAAAGCGGAACUGAACAGUGAUAAAAAAGAGAAGAAAAAGGAAGCCGUUAAAAAGGUAAUCGCCAGCAUGACAGUUGGUAAGGACGUGAGUGCUUUGUUCACAGAUGUGACGAUGUGCAUGCAGACUGACAACUUGGAGCUGAAGAAGCUGGUGUAUCUCUACCUCAUCAACUACGCUAAAACACAACCGGACCUAGCCAUUCUGGCUGUAAACACUUUUGUCAAGGAUUGUGAGGACCCGAACCCCCUGAUAAGAGCUCUGGCAGUAAGAACUAUGGGAUGUAUCAGGGUAGAGAAGAUAACUGAGUACCUGUGUGAACCACUCAGGAAAUGUCUCAAGGACGAAGAUCCUUAUGUACGAAAAACCGCAGCAGUGUGUGUCGCCAAGUUGCACGACAUCAGCGCCGCGCGAGUAGAGGACCAAGGGUUCCUGGAGACUCUUGGAGAGCUGCUCUGUGAUAGUAACCCAAUGGUGGUGGCUAACGCUGUAGCUGCUAUCUCUGAAAUACUCGACACUAAUCCUAACGCAGCUAAACAGGUGAACAUAGACACUCCCACAGUGAACAAACUGCUAACAGCACUCAAUGAGUGUACUGAGUGGGGACAAAUCUUCAUCCUGGACUCUCUCAACAAUUACUCUCCUAGAGACGAGAAGGAGUGCAUCAGUAUUUGCGAGCGUAUCACGCCUCGACUUGCGCACGCCAACGCCGCCGUGGUGCUGAGCGCAGUGAAAGUGCUGAUGAAGCUGAUGGACCAGAUCAAUAACACGGAGUUUGUGCAGAUGUUACAGAAGAAGUUAGCUCCCCCUCUCGUUACCCUACUUUCUGCUGAAGCUGAGAUUCAGUACGUUGCUCUGAGAAACAUCAACUUGGUCGUCCAAAAGCGUCCAGACAUUCUAAAACACGAGAUAAAAGCCUUCUUCGUAAAGUAUAACGACCCCAUCUACGUGAAGUUGGAGAAACUUGAUAUCAUGAUACGACUUGCUGCUCAGACCAACAUCGCACAGGUGCUCGCUGAGUUAAAAGAGUAUGCUACCGAGGUGGAUGUAGACUUUGUGCGCAAGGCAGUGCGCGCUAUCGGGCGCUGCGCUAUCAAAGUGGAGCCUAGCGCUGAGAAGUGCGUGACUACUCUGUUGGAGCUCAUUCAAACUAAAGUCAACUAUGUCGUCCAGGAGGCUAUAGUUGUCAUCAAGGAUAUCUUCCGAAAGUACCCUAACAAGUACGAGACCAUUAUCUCGACCCUCUGUGAGAAUCUAGAUUCACUUGACGAGCCUGAAGCCCGUGCUGCUAUGAUCUGGAUUGUUGGGGAGUACGCGGAGAGGAUUGAUAAUGCGGACGAGAUACUCCAGUCCUUCUUGGAUGGAUUCCACGAUGAGAACACACAGGUGCAGCUACAACUUCUAACUGCUAUCGUGAAACUGUUCCUGAAGAAGCCACAAGAAACACAGGAGUUGGUACAGAAAGUUCUGUCCCUGGCAACACAAGACUCCGAUAACCCUGAUCUUAGGGAUCGUGGUUAUAUUUACUGGAGACUACUCUCCACCGACCCGGCUGCUGCUAAAGAGGUUGUUUUAGCCGAGAAGCCCCUGAUAUCUGAAGAAACGGAUCUGAUUGAACCGACACUGCUCGACGAGUUGAUAUGUCACAUCUCGUCUCUUGCUAGUGUGUACCACAAACCACCCUCUGCUUUCGUCGAGGGAAGAGUACCUGUUAGGAAGAUUCAAGUCAACAGAAACGCUGAUGACGCCGCCGAAACUGAUCCCCACAUUGAAGAGGACGACAGAGCAGAGUACAACGAAACAGAGGAGACAGGAGCACCUCAGGAGGAGGUUGGUGGAGGAGAUCUCCUGAUUGGGGAUCUGCUCAGUCUGGACUAUCCUGCUCCUACUCCCGCUCAACAACCUGUCAACAAUGCCAACCAGGCCCAACCUGUCGCUGAUCUUUUGGGAGAUAUUUUCGGUGGAAUGGACCUCGGAGGUGGAGCUCCAGUAGCUGCCCCUGUCGCCUCAAGUCCCAUGGAUCUAUUCUCGCUAUCCGCUCCAACUACCUACGUCGCGCCUCCCCAAGUUAUCCUUCCCGCUGCUCGAGCUAAGGGUCUGGAGGUUUCAGCAACGUUUGCUCGUAGAAACAAAGGCAUUUUCAUCGACUUGACUUUCGCUAACAAGACCAUGAUGGCCAUGUCUGGGUUUGCCAUUCAAUUGAACAAAAACAGUUUCGGGUUAUCUCCAGGAGCUCCUCUGGCUGUCAAUUCUCCAGUUUUACCGGGCGUAUCUGCCACAACAUCACUUUCUAUCGUAACUACUGGUCCGGUCAUGAAAAUGGAUCCGCUCCUCAAAGUACAAAUGGCGAUGAAGAACGAUAUCGAUGUUUUCUACUUCGAGUGCUUAGUGCCAGCCUAUGUUCUAUUCGUGGAAGAAGGCAGCAUGGAGCGUAAUCUCUUCCCACAAAUGUGGAGGGAAAUUCCAGACGAGAAGGAGAAGCAAUUCCAGCUUCCUUUCACCAAAAAAUCGCAAGAUCAAGUGGAAGCAGUGCUCGCAGCAAACAACGUGUUCGUAGUCGCAACCCGGCAGGGUGGAGACGGUGAGCACCUCAUCUACACAUCCGUCAAGUUCACUAACGGGAUAUGGGUGUUAGGUGAGCUGAGGUUACCUGCUGGUGCACCACCAAGCCUCGCUCUCAAGACACAAACCGUGGCUGCCAUAGCUGAGGUUCACUCGGCUAUAUGUACCAUUUUAGCGGAUUAGACUGCACUGGUUUCAGCUUUAGGCUUGUUUAUGUGACGUUGAAUUUAUCAAUUAUCUACGUUUUAAAACUACACGAACUUUUUCCGUUUGCUGAUAAACACACAAAUUUUAUGUUUCUUUUCGGUGUGCAAUUUCAAUUUAAUCUUCUUGAUGAAGUUUUAUCGUAAAGAUGUAUUUGUUAACUGUGACCAUUCUCAUUUCCUGUAUUA